AUGGAGCAGGCAGCGCCUAAGAGCAAACUGAAAAAGCUAAGUGAAGAUAGUUUAACUAAGCAGCCUGAAGAAGUCUUUGAUGUUCUAGAGAAACUUGGUGAAGGGUCUUAUGGUAGUGUGUUUAAAGCAAUACACAAGGAGUCUGGACAAGUUGUAGCAAUUAAACAGGUCCCUGUGGAGUCAGAUCUUCAAGAAAUAAUUAAAGAAAUCUCUAUAAUGCAACAAUGUGACAGUCCCUAUGUUGUCAAGUACUAUGGCAGCUAUUUUAAGAACACAGAUCUGUGGAUUGUUAUGGAAUACUGUGGAGCUGGCUCUGUUUCGGACAUAAUUAGACUUCGUAAUAAAACGCUUACAGAAGAUGAAAUUGCAACUAUUCUGAAAUCUACUCUUAAAGGACUUGAAUACUUGCACUUUAUGAGAAAAAUACAUAGAGAUAUAAAGGCUGGAAACAUCCUUCUUAACACCGAGGGACAUGCAAAAUUAGCUGAUUUUGGUGUGGCUGGCCAGUUAACAGAUACAAUGGCAAAACGUAAUACUGUUAUAGGAACUCCGUUCUGGAUGGCUCCUGAAGUAAUACAAGAGAUUGGCUAUAACUGUGUGGCAGACAUCUGGUCCCUCGGUAUCACUUCAAUAGAAAUGGCUGAAGGAAAGCCUCCCUAUGCUGAUAUUCAUCCAAUGAGGGCUAUUUUUAUGAUUCCUACAAAUCCCCCUCCAACCUUCCGGAAGCCAGAGCUCUGGUCAGAUGAAUUCACAGAUUUUGUGAAGAAAUGCUUAGUGAAAAAUCCUGAACAAAGAGCUACAGCAACACAGCUGCUACAGCAUACAUUUAUUAAGAAUGCCAAGCCAGUUUCAAUUUUAAGGGACCUGAUCACUGAAGCUAUGGAGAUAAAGGCAAAGCGACAUGAGGAACAGCAGAGAGAACUAGAAGAGGAGGAAGAAAAUUCGGAUGAAGAUGAGCUGGACUCUCACACCAUGGUGAAGACCAGUUCGGAGAGUGCUGGUACCAUGAGAGCCACAAGCACAAUGAGUGAAGGCGCUCAGACAAUGAUUGAACACAACAGUACUAUGUUAGAAUCAGACUUGGGGACCAUGGUAAUAAAUAGUGAUGACGAUGAAGAGGAAGAUGGGACCAUGAAAAGAAAUGCUACUUCACCGCAAGUUCAAAGACCUUCUUUCAUGGACUACUUUGAUAAACAGGAUUCCAAGAAUAAAAGCCCUGAAAACUGUAAUCAGAACAUGCAUGAACCUUACCACAUAUCCAAAAAUGUUUUCCCCGAUAACUGGAAAGUCCCUCAAGAUGGAGACUUUGAUUUCUUAAAGAAUCUGAGUUUAGAAGAAUUACAGAUGCGAUUAAAGGCUUUGGACCCUAUGAUGGAACGAGAAAUUGAGGAGCUUCGUCAGAGGUACACUGCAAAGAGGCAACCUAUCCUAGAUGCGAUGGAUGCAAAGAAACGGAGGCAACAAAAUUUCUGA
Molecule: messenger RNA, 1473 nt
Organism: Charadrius vociferus (killdeer)
Lineage: Eukaryota; Metazoa; Chordata; Aves; Charadriiformes; Charadriidae
Gene: STK3
Product: serine/threonine kinase 3
Exons: 11
Coding region: 1-1473 (490 amino acids)
Biological process (GO): regulation of MAPK cascade; protein tetramerization; intracellular signal transduction
Cellular component (GO): cytoplasm
Molecular function (GO): ATP binding; protein serine/threonine kinase activity
Source: RefSeq, a predicted model, not a curated record